Molecule: messenger RNA, 1409 nt
Organism: Spirodela intermedia
Lineage: Eukaryota; Viridiplantae; Streptophyta; Magnoliopsida; Alismatales; Araceae
Source: the annotation of a GenBank genome assembly
AUGGAUCCGGAGGGAAAGAAGUUUGGGAGAGGUAACAAAUCAGAAUGCCCUUUUGAAUACUCUGCCCAUAUACCUUCUUUAAUAUGUGAUAUAUACUCCAUUCAUGCAAGUUUCAUGGGUACUAAUAUUGAUUGAGCCAGAAAUAAUAAGAAGGCAGCUCGAUGCAUUUGGGUUGCAGGAAUUUUUCCUCUGGAGUGAACGUAGGAAAUCAUUCCAUUAAUUAACUGGGCUUAUUUUUUAUACCAUGUGUUCUUCCCAUGCCUUUUCUUUGGGCACUCGAUUUCUCUUUGAGUGAGACUCCUUUGCGUUGCGGCCGACUCCUCUACCAGUGCUCCUCGGUAGCGUCCCAAUGAUUGCCUCUGCUCGUUUCCCUAUGCUCUUAUGGAUUCUUCAGAGCAGCCUUCUUCCGUUGCCUACUUCUGAACGCUGUUUCUUGGAAGUGGAAUUCUCAGGAGCUAAGGAACUCACGGGCGGCGUGGACCUUCUGAACCACUACCAGCUGCUGGGAUACUAUGAUUUCUUCUGCAAGCGGGCGCUGCCCCUGUCGAUCUCAGAGACGAGCUACCUCCGCAGGGUGGUCGGAGACACGGAGAUCAGGAAGGGGGAGGGCAUGGAACUGGGCCAGCUCCUCGAGGAGACCUCGCGCUGUGAAGAGCUCCCGGCCACCAUCCGCCCUUUUGAGUUGGACAAUCUGAGGGAGGCCUUUGAUCUCCGAGAGACGGCUCCAGUGGAGUUGCCCUCUGUAAGUACCACCCCCCUCCUCUCUCUCUCUCUCUCUCUCUCUCUCCUGCCUUUCUCGCUCUAGGACUCAAUGGGCAUCUCGCCGUGCCCACCAGGAGGAGAGAGGAAGACCCACGAUCAGUGGGAGAGUGAAGAUCGAGGCCAAGGAGAGGGAGAGAAAGCCCAGGAAGCACAAGGAGAAGGACCGCGAGAAGGACAAGGACCGGAAGAAGCACAAGCAUCGGCACAAGGGGGGGCGGUCCAGGGAGAAUGACAAGGACCAAGCGAAAGAGAAGAGAGAUAAGAGUGGGCACUCUGAUUAUGGCGGAAGCCAAUCCAAAAGGCAUGAAGAUAAGGUACCCAGUUCCACACUUCUUCUUUGCCGGUCAACGGACCGCAGGGAUGUCUCUGCAUGAUAUCGAGGAAUUCAUGGACUGAUGGCUUGGGAUGAAUUCAUCAGUCUUCUUUACUUGUUAUAGAAAAGGAAGCACGAUGGCACUGAGGACAUCUCCAACCUCUACAAGCACAAGAAAAGCAAGGUAGCGCUACUGAAAACCCUGCACUGUCUCUCUCCCUCGAGUGAUGAACCCGCUAUGUAUUCCUACUCUCAGAUAAUGUUUCUUGCCUACCCCAAUCAGCACAAGAACUCGAAGGUGGGCGAGAUGGGAGCAAUAAGGGUCGUGGGUUGA